This is a messenger RNA of Triticum urartu, 1118 nucleotides long. NCBI's taxonomy places the organism in Eukaryota, Viridiplantae, Streptophyta, Magnoliopsida, Poales, Poaceae. The record is from RefSeq and is a predicted model, not a curated record.
CUCGCGAGCUCGCUUCAGAAAAAACCAAAUCCUCUAUUCCUGCAUCGCCCGCAUCUGUUCGUCCCCCCUCUGCGGCGGCGGUGGCGGUGGCGACGAUGGGGCUCGAGAUGGAGCCGAUGGCGGCGGCGAUCGGCGUCUCGGUGCCCGUGCUCCGCUUCCUGCUCUGCUUCGCGGCCACCAUACCGACGGGCCUCCUCUGGCGCGCGGUGCCGAGCGCCACGGGGCGGCACCUCUACGCGGGGCUCAGCGGCGCCGCGCUCUCCUACCUGUCCUUCGGGGCCACCUCCAACCUCCUCUUCGUCGGGCCCAUGGCGCUCGGUUACCUCGCCAUGCUCCUCUGCCGUCGCCGAGCUGGCCUCGUCACCUUCCUCGGCGCAUUCGGCUUCCUCAUCGCAUGUCAUGUCUACUACAUGAGUGGGGACGCGUGGAAGGAGGGAGGCAUCGACGCAACUGGUGCUUUGAUGGUUUUAACGUUGAAAGUCAUUUCAUGCUCAAUGAACUACAGUGACGGUCUCUUGAAGGAAGAAGAGGGUCUACGUGAUGCUCAGAAGAAGUAUCGCUUGGCUAAGUUGCCUUCUCUAGUCGAAUAUUUUGGUUACUGCCUCUGCUGUGGCAGCCACUUUGCUGGACCAGUAUAUGAGAUGAAAGAUUAUCUUGAAUGGACUGAAAGGAAAGGAAUAUGGGCCGGCUCAACUCCUUCACCAUUAUUACCUACUCUGCGUGCUCUAGUUCAGGCUGGAAUAUGCAUGGGGUUAUAUUUGUAUCUGUCACCUAUGUUUCCGCUUUCACGAUUUAGUGAACCUCUAUAUUAUGAAUGGGGUUUCUGGCACCGGCUCUUCUUUCAAUACAUGUCAGGAUUUACUGCUCGAUGGAAAUACUACUUUAUAUGGUCAGUCUCAGAAGCUGCAAUUAUUAUAUCUGGCCUGGGUUUCACUGGUUGGUCUGAUUCUUCUCCCCCAAAAGCCAAAUGGGACCGUGCUAUAAAUGUUGAUAUUCUGGGCGUCGAGCUAGCUGGAAGUGCAGCUCAAUUGCCACUUAAGUGGAAUAUUCAAGUGAGCACAUGGCUAAGAUACUGUAAGUUCUAUAUCUUGAUAUUCCAGUAGACCAUCAUUGUUAUU